Oncorhynchus tshawytscha (Chinook salmon) is the source of this 2065-nucleotide messenger RNA. RefSeq names its product potassium voltage-gated channel subfamily G member 1-like. The transcript has 3 exons. Gene Ontology annotation, cellular component: membrane; voltage-gated potassium channel complex. Gene Ontology annotation, biological process: potassium ion transmembrane transport; protein homooligomerization; regulation of delayed rectifier potassium channel activity. Gene Ontology annotation, molecular function: delayed rectifier potassium channel activity. Bases 472 to 2049 code for a protein of 525 amino acids. The record is from RefSeq and is a predicted model, not a curated record. NCBI's taxonomy places the organism in Eukaryota, Metazoa, Chordata, Actinopteri, Salmoniformes, Salmonidae.
CGGGAAGUUAGCUAGCUCAAGCAGAAUAUACAGCCAAAGUCACUAGUAACCUUUCACCUUUCAUCUGUAGUGUGUUAGCUAGCAAGCUACUUACCAGCACGUUGGCAACAUCACACUGUGUUGUGACUCGAUGCCAUAGUGUAAAUUUAACUUUAAACUAUUUUCCGAAGAAUGAAGACAUCAGAGAGCAGGUGCUGCUUUUCGUUUCAGGUGAAAAAUCUGCACUGAAAAUUACAAUCAUGUCACGUGUAUGCAGUGUACAUUUAGAGCGAAGUUGCUUUAUCAAUUGGGGAGAACAUUCGAUGGGUCUUGCCAGGAAGCCAAUCCUGAAGACGGAUGCUAUACCUUCAUUGACAGUGGAUCUUGCAAGUGCUGACCACAAAUGUAAAGGUGUGUCCGUGAGAGGUUGACCACAGGAAUGUGAGCUGCGGUGGGAGUGCACAUGGAGGUUCUGUGCCUGUAUAGGUAAAGAUGACUCUGCUGGCAGGCGACGGCUCAGACUACGACUACAGCGCUCUGAGCUGUGCCUCCGAUGCCUCCCUCCUCCUCCCUCAACCCCCGCCCCUGUCAGAGCAAGAGGCCCUCAAGGGGGCCUACUACAAACGGGCCCAACUCCUACCUGAGGACCCAGACCACCACCUCACCAACUCCACCUCGCUCUCCGCUGCCCGUAAACUCCAUGCCAUUAUCAAUGUCGGCGGGCUGCGUUAUCAAUUACCCUGGACCACCUUGGAGGACUUCCCCCUGUCCCGACUGGGCCAGCUGCGCCUCUGCAGCAGCUUUGACGAGAUCAUGUGCGUCUGCGACGAUUAUGACAUUGCCAGCAACGAGUAUUUCUUCGAUCGUUCGCCCUGCGCCUUCCGCACCAUCCUGACCUUCCUGCGGGCCGGGAAGCUGCGAUCCCUCAGGGAGAUGUGUGCCCUCUCCUUCAGGGAGGAGCUGCUCUACUGGGGGGUCCCUGAGGAGAAUCUAGAGUGGUGUUGCCGUCGCCGCCUCAUCCAGCGGGUGGAGGAGUGUGACGAGCUGGAGCGGGCAGCCCAGGAGGAUGAGGAGGAGGAGCUGAUGAUGGACACCGAAAGCGGGCACCGCAGAGGCAGCGCCGCCCGGGCUACGGAGACACGGAUGGGACAUUAUAUGAACAAUCUGAGAGACAUGGUGGAGAGGCCUCACUCAGGCCUGCCAGGGAAGAUCUUUGCCUGUUUGUCGGUGCUGUUUGUCACCAUCACGGCUGUCAACCUGUCCAUCAGCACCAUGCCGGCCAUGAGAGAGGAGGAGGAGCAGGGCAAGUGCUCCCAGAUGUGCUACAACAUCUUCAUAGUGGAGACGGUGUGUGUGGGCUGGUUCUCCCUUGAGUUCACCCUGCGCUUCAUCCAGGACCGGGACAAACUUGCCUUCCUGAGACGCCCUCUGAACCUCAUAGACGUGGUGGCAAUCCUGCCCUACUACAUCACCCUAGUAGUGGACAGCUACCAGGGGGAGAAGAAGCUGGGCUCGGGCAGCAGUUACCUUGACAAGGUGGGUCUGGUGCUCCGGAUCCUCCGUGCCCUGAGGAUUCUGUACGUGAUGCGGCUGGCCCGCCACUCAUUGGGCCUGCAGACUCUGGGGCUUACUGCACGGCGCUGCACGCGGGAGUUCGGAUUACUCCUCCUCUUCCUCUGCGUGGCCAUUGCCCUCUUCUCCCCGCUGCUCUACCUCAUUGAGAACGAGAUGGCUACGACCCACGAGUUCAGCAGUAUCCCCGCCACCUACUGGUGGGCCGUCAUUACCAUGACGACAGUGGGCUACGGGGACAUGGUUCCGAGGAGCAUCCCGGGUCAGGUGGUGGCUCUGAGCAGUAUCCUGAGCGGGAUUCUUCUCAUGGCGUUCCCAGUCACCUCCAUCUUCCAUACAUUCUCCCGGUCCUAUGUGGAGCUGAAGCAGGAGCAACAGAGGCUACUGCAAAGACGGACACACUUCCUGUUACGCAGGAGGAUAGGCGGGCUGGGGAGUAACAUGUCGCUGGAGAGUGACUACCCCAGCUGUGGUUCCUCUGGGGCCAGGGACAACUGAGUAGUAGUAGUAGUAG